UACACUUCUUCCGUUUCUCAAUGACAUUUACAUACAAGGAAAAAAUUUAUCCAGUGAUUGUUUUAGAUUUGUCUCGACAUACACUUUCAUAAUAUUUGCGUUUUAUAAUUUUUACUUAUAAGUAAUUAUAAGUAUUAAUCGUCAAAAUUGUGCGUAGGGAAGCAUGAAUACUCUUACAAUAUGCUUUUGUUGCAAUUAACAUGGAACACAUAUAUGUCUAUGUAACUAUGUUUGUAAUUUCACCAACAUAAUGCUCUUGAAAAAUGGGAAGUAUUUAUGUACUUCUAAAUUACAAAAGGGAACUAAAGGAAUUAAGAAGAAGAAGAGCAUGGACCACUAAUUCUUUACGAUAGAGUUUGAGUGUAUGGAUAGGACCAAUUGUUUCAUAUUGACUGGGGCAACUUUAAGCUGCUACUUGAUUGAUCGAGCUGGUUAGAUAUCUCCAAGAAUUAAUACCUUACCAGACGCAAUCAACUUUCUAACCACUCAUAACUUACAAAUUAGAACAUGUACUUCUUAACCAGUAACUACCCAUAUCAUUCAUAGCUGAAAUUACUCCAAAUAAAUAGGAGUUAGGACUCUUUCAAAUGAUCAAAUUUGCAUUUCUCGAUCAGCCUAGUUAGUUUAGCAACUUCUUGUCCUGUUGAUUGACCAUUAUUGCACCAUGAAGGUGACAACCGGGAUUCCGAUCCCCCAGCAGCCCUAUGCUGCUCCUCCUCCGCAACCGCAAUAUUAUGCUCCUCCGCCGCAACGUCAAUCAGCCACUGGAGACUUUUCUACUAGUCUAUGUGAUUGUUGCUCUGACAUGCCAUUGUCAUGUGGUGUGAAUGGAACCUUGUUUACACUACUUCUGUGCUUCACUGGAUUCCAAUGGAUAUACUCAUGCACAUACCGGUCGAAGAUGAAGGCACAGUAUGGGAUACCAGAGAACUGUUGUGAAGAUUGUUGCAUUCACUUUUGCUGCGAGUGUUGUGCCUUAUGCCAAGAGUACCGUGAACUUGAACACCGUGGCUACAAUCUUGCACUUGGAUGGCAUGGGAACAUCGAAAGACAAAACCCUGGAGUUGUGAUGCCUCCUCAAGUUCAUGGUGGAAUGAUGCGAUAGGUUCAAGACUCUGCAGCAGCAGUACCCGUCUAAAUUAUGUGAACAUUUCCAUUGUUGAUCUGUUAGUAUGAUAGGCUGAUAGGAUCUUCUAAGAUUAUUCUUUGUGUGAUUUAUCUUUUUUUAUUGUUAUUAUUGUAAAUUUUUAUUAUUUGAUUAAUGUUGUAUUGAUGGAUACAUGAACAUAACUACAUAAGAAAAAAAAAAUCUGCUUCUGUUCUAUACAAAUUGCUUACCAAUUAGACUA
Molecule: messenger RNA, 1349 nt
Organism: Beta vulgaris subsp. vulgaris (sugar beet)
Lineage: Eukaryota; Viridiplantae; Streptophyta; Magnoliopsida; Caryophyllales; Amaranthaceae
Product: protein PLANT CADMIUM RESISTANCE 2
Exons: 3
Coding region: 665-1105 (146 amino acids)
Source: RefSeq, a predicted model, not a curated record